CGGCGAGGUAUCAGCUUCCUGCAGCCUAUAAGGCACAGGCAUGUGUGGACACUGACCGAGCGGAGACAUGUUGAGGAGCGGGUACCACAACAAUGCCCAGAGAGCCGGGUCUCCGUCAGGGACAAGGAGCGGAAGAAGAAGGCGGCGUGGAGCAACAGCAGGCCCAGUGUGGCCAGCACCAAAAUGGGCAGGCAGCAGUCACAAAGGAAGUCUCUGCAGCCGCAGCACACACUGCCGAGUCAAGAAAAUAACAGCGAGAAGAAGCUACAGCAGAGAAGAAAGCAGAAACCUAACACCCCCUCGCCCAAACAAAUGGCAUCUCAACACAGUGCUCGGGGAACCUCAGAGCCAAAGUCCCGCCCACCGUCCCCCGCAGAGGACGGCAUGGAGCUGAAGGUGCGGCCGGCUGCUCGGCACUGCGGCCUCAGGGAACAGAAGCACGGGGGUUUGAGAGGGAGUAGACACACGCCGGCCUUCCCCUGCCACCGCCUGCCUCGGUCGAGUCCUGAUACGCAGGAGACGGCGUCCCAAAUCCCAGAGGGAGGGAGCCCGGGUGGCCAUGAGGAGGGGGACAGUGACACCGACCUCUCCGAGUCUGAGAGACUUCCUGCGUCGCCGUGUGGUCGGCUUCCUCCACAGCUCCAGCUGAGGCCGGAGCUCAUCGAGGACGAGGACCACUCGUCUUGCGCCCGCGGAGCCAGAGGACACGCCCGCGGUCGUGUGGACUUCCCAGACUUCCUCCCUCCGCCUUUCAACUCCUGGAGCCUCGGUCAGUUGGCUGCCUUCUACAACACAGCGGGUCGUGGGGCCCCUCGGCCCCAGCCCGUGGGCCCUUUGGAAAGAUACCUGGAAAGAAUGCUUCAGCUGGAGUGGCGCCAGAUUCAGACCGUCCAGGAGGAGGGCGGGACGCCGUCGGACGCCGUAUCCAGCGGCCACAAAUCGCCCGCUGCCGCCACCUCGUCCCGCCUCAGCGCUCCGAAGUGCAUCCUGCAGUGUCAACGUUCCUUCCCCCUCACCUUCCUCUCCACUCUGGCCAGUCACUGCGCCCUGCUGUCCGGCUGCGCUUGCACCCUCUGCCGCAUCCGCUACUGCGCCUGCAGCAUGUCGCCAAAGUGCUGCCGCUCCGCCCGCCGGUCCAGACCGAGUCCCGCGCCGGAGCGCAGCAGGGGCCCCGCGUCGCUCCCCAAGAGGAGCUCCAGCGAGAGUCGGGUGCACUCGGCGGAGAGGAGCUGUGCGUCCCGAGCUCCGAGGUCCGGCAGCCCCGCAAGGACCAACAGCCACCUGAAGAGAAUGCAGGCCUCGGGCAACAUCCGCAACCCCGCGCACGGCGCUGACGCGAAGCCCCAGUCCACUGCCGGAGACUCGAGUGUCGGGGCCCGCUGUGGUGCGCGGGGAGGCGUGUCGGACUACGGGCCCGGGAGGAGGAGGAGCGGCUCUGAGCAGAGAAGAGGCGGAUCCGAGAGACGACAAGGUGCCGCGGAGAAAAGACGAAGUGGCUCGGAGUGCAGAAGAGGGGGAGCCGAGCGCAGGAGAACAGCCGACAUCAGGGAUUGGGAAAUAAAACCGGAUGCCAUCACUGCAAUAAUGGACAAUUUACCUGGGUCCAAGAAUUGUCCAAUAAACAGACCAAACAGACCGAAACAGGUUGAAUUUGUCACAUAGUAGCUCGCUGAGGGCUGGAAGUGCAAUCUGCAUGUCAUAUUAAUUAUGAAUGUAUAUCUUCAAUAUUUUUUCUUAUUUGACCAGUCUGUGACAAAGUGCAAGAUCGUAAAUGUACUUUUUUAAAUCUUGAGUGGAUGUUGUGAGAUUUGUAUUGAUUAUUUUUUGUAGCCAUUUACAGUUUGAUUAUGACGUUUAAUCCAAUGCUGUGAUUGCAGUCAAAUAAGCUAAAUGCAACUUUGGAUGUUUACAUACAUACAAUAAAUCCUUUGAGCAUGUGGAUAUUUAUUUUAGUUUUCUAUAUAAAUCAACCCAGCAAUACACAAUGUGUAUAUUUCUAUGCAGGAGUUUUCAACACACCACUUGUGAUUCUAUUUUGGUUUGCCAAAAAAAUGUACUGCAAAAUAAGUCAUUAAAGUUUACAACAAUUGGAAUUGAA
Messenger RNA from Pseudoliparis swirei, 2098 nucleotides. It is a transcript of the gene fam217bb, whose product is annotated as family with sequence similarity 217 member Bb. The transcript has 5 exons. Bases 184 to 1662 code for a protein of 492 amino acids. NCBI's taxonomy places the organism in Eukaryota, Metazoa, Chordata, Actinopteri, Perciformes, Liparidae. The record is from RefSeq and is a predicted model, not a curated record.